This is a messenger RNA of Rhizophagus irregularis DAOM 181602=DAOM 197198, 1155 nucleotides long. The record is from RefSeq and is a predicted model, not a curated record. NCBI's taxonomy places the organism in Eukaryota, Fungi, Glomeromycota, Glomeromycetes, Glomerales, Glomeraceae.
AUGGGUAAAGUUGACUAUGCUAUACGUAACCCAUCUACACUCCUAGAAUCGCAACCUGUGGAUAAAGCACAGCUUUUAGUAGAUAUGUUUGGCGAGUCUGCCAACCUGAACAACUUCGCUCAACAGGCGGCGGCGAUGAAUAUACAACCAACCACCCUUUCACUAUUAUUUUCUAUAGCCCUUUACGCUUCGUCCAGGUCAUGGGAUAAUUUUGCUACCCGCGCCUAUACUAGAUUUGGUGACAUGGGUGACUCAGAGUCGAAAUGUCCCUCUGCUGAAGACGAAUUUGGAUCUACAUACAUAUCAACACCGAAAACUACACCAAAACCAGUACAUGUUACACCUCCAAUACUGCCAGAUGUGGAAAUGACUCCUGUUGAUCAUACUGUGACACCUGAAACUUCCCGGAAGAAAGAUAAACAAAAGGCGCGUGUUACAGCUGAUAAACAAAUCAUACACCAAUCAUUUACAGCAAAUCCUGAGGCACAAACCCCAGACAAACAAAAUACCCUAUUUUUGGGGGCAAAAACUACCGCACCUGAGGUCACACAUAUACUGACAGGAUACAAAGAAAGCGAUGACGAGCAAGAGCAAGUCAGAGACAUUAUUGUAUAUGACAUUCCGUAUACCUGGGAUGUUGAUAAAAUCUUAGGAGAAUUAACGUUAUGGGGCAAAACUAUUAAGUUGUCAUUAAAACGGCAACACAAAUAUCAGACUCUUAGAGUCAAAAUAGUUUUAAACUCAUUUACCCUUCCCCAAUUUACCAAGUUCUGGACGACUGACCUGGGAGGUAUACCGGUGAGAUGGUUUCCCGCAAGUUGGACUUUACGAGAAAGAAACAAUCGAUGUGCGGUGCUAGCGCGUUUAAAAUUAUACAAACAAGUAAAGAAAGCACCAACCAAGCAAAAGGCGAAGAAUGUUCCUGACAAGAAGCCCAGAAAAACUGCACAACAGUCUGGUAAUGUUAACCUUAAAAAGAAGGACCAGAAAUCCUCGACUAGUGCUAAGAAACAAGCCAACUCUACUAAAGACCCGUUGAAGGAUCCCAAAUCCCAGAAGUUGAAGUCCAAUAAGAAGUCCAGGAAUAAAGGAGGUAAUAAGGAUAACACGGUGGUUUUAGCAGAAAUUUUAUCCUUACUGCAAAAAUUAGUAUAG